This is a messenger RNA of Pseudo-nitzschia multistriata, 2433 nucleotides long. Lineage: Eukaryota; Bacillariophyta; Bacillariophyceae; Bacillariales; Bacillariaceae. The record is from the annotation of a GenBank genome assembly.
CAUGGCAUCGCCACAAGAGAUCAACUACAAUCAUCUGGAAUCACACACCGCACUACGGUACAGCAACGAAAGGCAGCUCAGAUAGCAAUGGAUCCAGCAGUGCGCCGGUCGGAAGAAUGAGGAAAACAAUCCAGUGCUCUACCCCACGACCUGCCGAUCCAGAKAAGGGGCGAUAAGAAACCACACAAACCAUGGAGAACGAGGGAACCCGGCGCGGGGAGGACGGCUCCGCAAGCCGGGAAGAAGAUCUCGACUGUCUGGCCCGUUCCUUGUCGAUUGCCAACRGCGACGGCGAGGACGGUAUUGGCUCCGGCUCUUGGAACUCCGACGAGAACAGCUUUACAAAGGUGGCGAGGAUCCCGCAAUCGGACACCUGGGACUGCGGCGUGGCCUGCUUGCUCAUGGUGGCCCACUGGCUCGGAGACGGAACCACUUGCGAAGGAAGCAGUGGCGGCGAUUCCCGCUGCCACUGCGACAAGAGCGACUGCGAAAACGAAAACGAAAACGCGAUGGAGGCAAAACGCAGCCGGCUCCUGACCAGCAUCGGGACCCAAUCCAUAUGGACGUCGGACCUGGUCUGGCAGCUGCACCUGUGGAAGGAAGCGGUGCGAGAGGAAAGCUUCCACCGCAAGAGCCAAAAAUUCUGCGGAGACCGGUUCGGCCGAACGGCCACCGGAUCCUCGGUGGCCGGCGACGAAUUCGAUCGCAACGUGGCCGGGACGGAUGCGAUUCGCGACGACGAGCCACCUCCCGAUCCCACCGGGCAGCAAAACCAAGCGCGAUCGAAACCGCGGUCGCCAACGGUGGACCGUGGCCAGCGCCUGGCCGGGUCCGAGGGUGGCGGUUGCUCGCUCGGCGCGAAAUUCCGGUUCGACUUUGACUUUGUCCUGGCCUCCCGGCAACUGAUGGACGCCGACGAAGCCUAUCGAGACUUUGGGUACUACAGGGGUGCCUUUGACGAGGACCAGGCCCGCGUCGCCCGCACCUUUCGGGACCUGCACCGCGGGGGCGUCCCGAUGGUGCAAACCGCCAAAAAUAGCCGUGCCGGCGGCSGUGGACUGUCCAUGGACACGGUGACCGAGCUGGUCCGGCGAGAGGAUUGCAUCGCCAUUCUCUUGCUGGACAACCGGUACCUGUUGGGGGCCACCAAGCGCGAAGGAACCGCAGCGCGUUCCGGGGAGGAUGCCGGCGGCUCCGACCGCGACGAACGCCGGGGAUACUCCGGCCAYUAUGUCGUUCUGUGCGGCAUCAGCCACGAUCCACGCCACGUGGGCAUGGCCAACCGCCGUGGAAAUUCCUGGGACAGAGAUUGCGAUGGCAAUGGCAAUGGCGACMUUMGCCACGACUUUUGCUACGUCUUGUGCAACCCGGAUCCAUCGUCGCAAACCAGCACCGCCAGCGGCAGCUCCGCCGGACAAGACACCGAAGACGGCGGCUUUGUGUUUGUAACACCCCUCCGGCUGGAGGCGGCCUGGAGGUCCAAGGGCACCGACGAGGACGUCGUCUUCCUGCGCCGGAGGCCGCGGAAAGGGGCCACCGGCGGCGCAAUGGCMRGGGGGYCKCGGUCSUKUYCGCGUUCGUUUUUGCCGCAUUGUGGGGACGGCCUCGCGGUCCGGACCGCGCGGUGGGCGAUGGCCGUCCUCCGGGCCGUGGCGUCCCGGACCCGCUCGGCGCUKGAGGGGCUGCUCCGGGCCGCGCAGAUCCGGCGGGCUCCCCCCGUGUGCUGCGGGUGCGACGGGGAGGGGCCACACGCGCAGGCGCGGGCGAAACCGCACGGGCACGCCRYGGCAGGCCGCGGGGGGGGAGGGAACGGGGRGAGGGGCACCGAGGCCUUCGGCAACGAAGGGCAGCCACGGGAAGAAGAGAUCGCGACGACGCCACCGAGCACCAACGACUACUAGACGCCAUCGCAUUGCAUYGCAUCGCACCGGCCGAGGCGGGGGACGGAGUCUCCGAUUGCCCGGAASGAGCCCCGGGGUCCGGAAGCCCUUCCGGAUGCWGCGGGUCUGCGCAGUGGGAUGCGACGCGACGCGAUGCGAUGCAACACGAGUCCGCAACGAAAGGGUUUGCGGCUGGGCACGGCAACGACACCGGGGUGCCUGCUCCUGCUUGGGUUACCGCUGGAAUCCCGAUCGCAAAGCGGAUACCGCCAAAGCAACAAUGGAAUGGUUGUGCCGAAACGCUGCAAUUGCCAUAAGCAGCAUUGGACCGGGCGAGAUCGAAAAACACUAAUGAAGAAGAAUCCAUCCAGCCAUMACACUGCAGAAAUGAGAGUAGGAGUACGUACCAGCACUACGUACCAMAGGUACAAAAACCAAAAACUCGGACUCGCAAUGUAUCAAGUCGUAGGUACCGUAUGUACGGUACGUACGGUACUGUCCUAGUUUGCUAGGGGCCAAGAUUUAAAAUUUGAAAUAAAAAAAUAGCAAUCCA